CGCUUUGUAGGUGCCGCGUGCGUCUGGGCGCCGGCGCCGGCGAUGGAUCCGGAUCUGGAUGCGGGUUCGACGCGUGCACGCAUCUGCUCGUGCGCGACCACUCCGUCGCGUCCGCGAGCCGCGGAGCGAUCGACGCCGCGUUCAUCGCGAGGUUCAAGCGGUCCGGGAUCCCCGCGGUCGGGACGUCGUUCCUGAGCGCGCUGCGCGAGACGCGAAAAGACGCGUCGGCGCCGCCGCCGGACGCGGCGGCGCAUCCGCCGCCGGCGGGCUGCGACGCGUGGGUGUUCGACGGCGGCGGCGGCGACGCGGGGGAGAACGACGACGACGACGACGGCGGCGGCGGCGGCGACGACGACGCGACGACGGACGGCGGCGACGACGCGAUGAUGAGCCCGGAGAUGGACUCUCGCGGGAGCGACGGGACGACGACGGCGGCGCCGGCGGCGGCGCCGGCGGGUCCUCCGUCGCGCGACGUGUCGCUCGCGGCGGCGACAGCGGCGGCGGCGGAGUGGGGGCGGGAACGGCGGCGCGCGCGCGAAGCGAACGCGCCGGACACGCCGCCGGCGCCACCGCGAGACGAGGCGGCCCCCGCGCCCGCGGCGAAGAAGAAAGAAUACGCCGCGGCGGAGGGCAAGGCGACGGUCGUGCACGAGCCGCUGAUAGUCACGCCGAAGAAGCGCGACGCCGUCGGGGCAUCCGCAGCCGCCGGCGUGAACUUCAAGAAGUUCAAGAAGACGGUCCACGGCGGCGGCGGGGCCGACGCGGCGGCCGCGCGGACGACGGCGACGACGGCGGUGAGACUGCUUCCCAUACGACCCCGUUCGCGUGGUGCACGCCGUUCCUUAAGGACUUUUCCCGUCGUCACUCUUCACCCGCGCUUCCCUUUCAACGUUUGACCGGUAAGACGUUCGACUGA
Molecule: messenger RNA, 916 nt
Organism: Micromonas pusilla CCMP1545
Lineage: Eukaryota; Viridiplantae; Chlorophyta; Mamiellophyceae; Mamiellales; Mamiellaceae
Exons: 2
Coding region: 59-916 (285 amino acids)
Source: RefSeq, a predicted model, not a curated record